Messenger RNA from Trypanosoma theileri, 1119 nucleotides. Its product is annotated as putative glycine synthase. Gene Ontology annotation, cellular component: mitochondrion. The transcript has a single exon. The record is from RefSeq and is a predicted model, not a curated record. Gene Ontology annotation, biological process: glycine catabolic process. Bases 1 to 1119 code for a protein of 372 amino acids. Lineage: Eukaryota; Euglenozoa; Kinetoplastea; Trypanosomatida; Trypanosomatidae. Gene Ontology annotation, molecular function: protein binding; aminomethyltransferase activity.
AUGUCAUCUUCGCUUCGUCGUACUGUUCUACAUGGGUUCCAUGUGGCUAAGAAGGCUCGUAUGGGUGCUUUUGCCGGUUAUGAUAUGCCCAUCCAAUAUCCUCUUGGAGCCCUGCAAGAGCACUUACACACACGUAACUCAGCUGGACUCUUUGACUUGUCACAUGUUGGUUGUAUUGAACUGCGUGGUCCUGAUCGUGAAAAGUUCUUCGAAUGGAUUACACCAUGCGGUAUUGCGGAAAUGAAAGAAGGCCAGGCCGUAUUGACAUUACUGCUUAACCAUGAAGGUGGAGUAAAAGAUGAUUGUAUUGUUUGUAAGUACCCUGAUCACUUGUUCUGUGUGGUAAAUGCGGGUUGUAAAGAGAAGGACAUUGCCCAUGUGCGUUCAUCUCUUGAAGAGUUUAAGGGUAAUACCACAGUUGUAGAAGUUGAUUGCGCUGUAGUUUCACUACAAGGUCCUAAAUCAGCAGAAGUACUCGCCCCCUUUGUAGAAGAUCUUGAUAAGUUAUUAUUUAUGAGAAGUCGCCUAAAUGUUUCCUUUAAAGGUAUUCCCAUUACCCUCACACGCUGCGGUUACUCUGGCGAGGAUGGAUUCGAUUUGGUGAUGCAGCCCAAAGACGCCGAGUCCAUUGUGGAGUUGCUGCUGCAGGACCCGAAGGUGCAGUUGGCGGGUCUCGGUGCCCGCGACACGCUGCGGCUGGAGGCCGGACUCAGUCUCUACGGACACGAGAUCGACGAGGACAUUAACCCCGUGGCCGCACGGCUGAUGUGGUGCAUUCCCAAACGUCGAAUGGCGGAGGGCGGCUUUAUUGGCCACGAGAGUGUGAAGAAAUAUCAACAGUCCCCGGAACUUGUAAGGCGAUUGCGUGUUGGGAUUCGAUCAGUGGAGAGAGGGCCGGUGCCGCGUGCGGGGAUGCCGAUUGUUGUGGGCGGCGAGGCGGUGGGGCACGUCUCGAGUGGGGCGCCGUCGCCUUCGCUGGGCUGCAACAUCGCGAUGGGGUUUGUGGACCGGGAGAAGUCGAAGAUUGGGCAGAAGGUGGAAAUUGAUGUGCGGGGACGGCGGGUGCCGGGCGAAGUUGUGCAGGCACGAUUUGUGCCACUUCGAUACUAUAAGGGUUGA